AUGGUGGAUACCACAGCUGGACUUGAGCCUGCGCUUCCGUCCAGCACCAAGCCUUUGGUGAACGAACGCCAGGAGGCCCCUGUGGAAAUGGCACCGGGUGCUGCUACCACUCUUGUGCAUCACACACCUGUUCUCCAGAAUGAGGAAACCUUCAAGACACCCCAUGUGCACCUCCAUUCUCCUCCUGUUAUCCAUAAGACUGUUCCCAUUGAUAUCCUAGACCCUGUUGGUGUGAGUCAGCUUUCUCGUCGCGUGUCUAUGAGUGAGCAAAAAUAUAACCAACUACAUGCGAUGGCGGGCGACCCUGAAAUGCACCCGCACGAUACUACCAACGCGACUGCGAAUCCAUUUGAUGGGGAGAAGCAGUUUGAUUUAGGUCUGUUCAUGAAGCACCAGCUUGAAGAGUUGGGUGAGCGUGGUCACCAGCCUGUUGAAAUGGGUCUGGCCUUCCAGGAUCUGAGCGUCACAGGCUACGGUACUGGUGCCAAACUGAGCCAGAACAUGGGGUCUAUGCUAAGUGCCCCACUCCGUGCAGGUAUUGGUCUGAAAGAACUUAUUCGGCCUCAUGUGAAGCACAUUCUUACUGGUGUUACCGGCUGUGUAAAGCCAGGUGAGAUGCUUCUGGUCCUUGGCCGUCCUGGUGCUGGCUGUACUACUUUUCUGAAGUCACUGGCUUCGUACCGCGAUGGUUAUCGCAGUAUUGAGGGUACUGUUCUCUACGGUGGCUUUGAUCACAAGGCGAUUGAUGGCAUGCUUCGUGGUGAGGUUGUUUAUGCACCGGAGGAUGACAACCACUUUGCGACACUCUCUGUAAAGAAUACGUUGGAGUUUGCAUCGGCCACGCGUACGCCUCGCUCGGACUACCGUGUCACUUUUACUGAGAAGCACUCUCGUAAGGAAUUUAUCUCUCUUAUGGUCGAAUCGAUUGCCACUAUUUUGGGUCUGCGACACACGUACAACACCGUGGUGGGCGAUUCAUUUGUCCGCGGUGUCUCGGGUGGUGAGCGAAAGCGUGUGAGUAUCGGUGAGACACUUGCUUCGCGUGCUCACGUUGUCAUGUUCGACAAUUCGUCGCGCGGUUUGGACUCUUCGACUGCUUUGGAGUUUGUGCAAGCGCUUCGUGUGGCCACAGACAUUGGUAGGCGUACUACGCUUACAAGUAUGUACCAGGCUGGCGAGGCUAUUACCAACACAUUCGACAAGGUCAUUGUGCUCAACAAAGGUCACUGUGUCUAUUUUGGUCCGGAAGCGGAAGCUGCGAACUAUUUCAAGUCUAUUGGUUACCUGCCUUUGAACCGUCAGACCACCGCUGACUUCUUGGUGGCCUGCACAGACCCGAUUGCUCGUAAUUUAAACCCUGAAUUCAAGGAUGUGCCUACCACGCCAGAGGCUAUGGCAGAAGCUUUCCGCCGCUCGCCUCAAGGCCAGGCGAACGCGCGUGAAGUGGCUGAAUACGUUGCACAGAUGCAAUCAGAGACCGAACAGGAAAAGGGCGCACUGGUUGAAGGUAUGCGUGGCCAGCGUACGAAGCGCGUGGCUAAGAAGAGCAUGUAUAUGCUCUCUUGGCCACAGCAAGUUCGCCUGGCUAUUAAGCGUCGUUUCCAGAUCACUAUUGGUGACUCAGCUACCAUGGGGAUCAUGUCUGCUGCCAUGAUUUUCCAGGCUUUGAUUAUGGGUUCCGUGUUCUUCCAGAUGAAUGACCAGACGGAUGCAUUCUUCUCUCGCAGUGGUGUUAUUUUCUUCGCUUUGCUAUACAACAGUUUCUCGGCCAUGGCUGAAGUGCCCAACAACUAUACCCAGCGUCCGAUUGUAAUCCGACACAAACGAUUUGCUAUGCUUCGACCUUCGGCUGAUUCUCUUGCGAACUGUCUGCUCGAUAUUCCUGUGCGUAUGGUACCUAUGACGUUCUUCAACGUUAUUCUGUACUUUAUGACAGGUCUUUCGUACCGGGCAGACAAGUUUUUCAUCUUCUAUUUCCUGGUUUUCCUGAUUACAUUUACGAUGGUUACAGUCUUUCGAUUCUUGACGGCCGUCUUCCGCAAUGUGGCCGUGGCUACCAUGUUAGCCGGUUUGAUUGUCAUUGACUGUGCUUUGUAUGCAGGGUAUGCUAUCCCACGUCCCUCCAUGGUAGUGUGGUGGAAAUGGCUGUCCUAUUGCAAUCCCAUUGCAUUUGGCUUCGAAGUUCUUCUGACCAAUGAAUUCCGGAGCAAGUCCUUGCGCUGUGCAGGUAUGGUGCCUCCGUACCCGAAUGCCCCACUGGAGAGCCAAGUAUGUCCCAUUGCAGGUUCAACUCCUGGAGCAAUGUACAUCGACGGUCUGAGGUACUUGAAGGCUACGUAUAACUAUACAUGGGAGCACACAAACCGGAAUGUUGGUAUUAUUAUCGGCUUCUUCAUCUUCUUCACGCUGGCAUACAUGAUUGCAUCCGAACUCCAAACGGAUCCUGCUGCCUCUGGUGGCAUCAUGGUUUUCCAUCGCGGCAAGGUCAACCGUGAGAUGGUGAACCACCUUGCUGACGAUCCAGAAGGCGCACUCAUGACUGAGGAGCGUCUUGAAGAGUUGCGCAACUCCGACGCGGCCAAGUUCACUGGUAUGCUGGACGUAUCCGAUGAGGUUUUCAGCUGGGAGCAUGUGAACUAUGAUGUCAUGAUCAAGGGUAAGCCUCGUCGUCUUUUGAACGAUAUUUCGGGCUUUGUUUUGCCUGGCAAGAUGACGGCUUUGAUGGGCGAGAGUGGUGCUGGUAAGACUACCUUACUCAAUGUCCUGGCACAGCGUACGGAUGUUGGUGUAGUGACAGGUGACUUUUUCGUGGAUGGUAAACCUCUGCCUCGAUCAUUCCAGGCAGACACAGGUUACUGCCAGCAGCAGGAUGUCCACAUGGCUGAAAUGACUGUACGUGAAUCGCUUCAAUUCUCGGCAUUGCUUCGUCAGCCGCGUGAGACGCCCAAGGAAGAACGCCUAGCCUACGUGGAGACCGUGCUGGAUCUGCUGGAGAUGAAUUCGUUUGCGGAUGCCAUCGUUGGUGAGACUGGUGAAGGUCUGAACGUCGAGCAGCGCAAGCGUUUGACGAUCGGUGUGGAGCUGGCUGCUAAGCCACGUCUUUUGCUGUUUUUAGAUGAACCUACGUCGGGUUUGGAUGCGCAAGCUGCAUGGUCUGUGGUCCGCUUCCUGAAGAGGCUGGCCAACGAAGGCCAAGCCAUUCUAUGCACGAUCCAUCAGCCAAGCGGCGAGCUGUUUAACCAGUUCGACCGUUUGCUCUUGCUGCAAAAGGGUGGUAAGACGGCCUACUUUGGCGAUAUUGGUGAGAACUCUCGUACUUUGCUGGAUUACUUUGAGAAGCGUAGUGGCAUCUCUUGUGAUGAGAACGCCAACCCAGCCGAGUAUAUGCUUGAUGUGAUUGGUGCUGGCGCCACGGCUUCGACGGACAAGGACUGGUUUGCUCUUUUCCGCGAGAGUGAGAAGUACCAGGAGAUGCAAGCCGAAUUAAAGCGCAUUUCGGACCUACGUGACAAGCCUGUAAACGAGUCGCCCGAGAACCUAUCGCGUCUUAGCCGUGAAUACGCUCAGCCAUUCAGUGUCCAACUAGGUGUUAACCUGUACCGUGUCUUUGUUUCGUACUGGCGUAACCCCACGUAUGUGGCCGCGAAGCUCUUCUUGAAUGUUUUCGGAGGUCUGUUCAUUGGUUCCAGUUUCUGGGGCCAGGGCCAGAAAGUCUCACAGGCUGGUCUUCAGAACAAGCUUUUCGCUACGUUUAUGUCUCUUGUUUUGUCGACAUCUCUUUCUCAGCAACUGCAGCCUGAAUUCCUCAGGCAGCGUGGUAUUUUCGAGGUGCGUGAGAGGCCCUCCAAGCUGUACAGCUGGGUUGUCUUCUUGCUUUCACAGGCCAUUGUGGAGAUCCCAUGGAACAUCUUGGGUGGUACUCUCUUCUGGGUUUGUUGGUACUUUAUGGUUCAGUUCGGGACAGAGGGCCCUCGCGCUGGCUACAGUUGGGGUAUCUACAUGAUUUUCCAGCUUUACUUCUGCUCCUUUGCGCAGGCCGUUGCUACCAUCUCGCCUAAUGCCAUGGUUGCCUCGGUGUUGUUCUCUACGUUCUUUUCAUUUGUCAUCGUUUUCUGUGGUGUCGUGCAACCUCCUGCUCAGUUGCCGUACUUCUGGCGUUCGUGGAUGUUCCAUCUGAGUCCCUUCACGUAUAUUGUGGAGGGUAUGAUGGGCAAUGCCAUUUGGGACAAGCCUGUUCGUUGUCAGCCGGGUGAAAUGAACAAGAUUAUUCCACCCGCGGGACAAACAUGUGAUCAAUGGAUGUCUGGAUUUACUUCCAACCUGUCUCAGCCUGCUGUUCCUGGUGCUGGCUACUACGAAGUGGGACCUGAUGGCUCAUGUAACUUCUGUGCUAUGCGUAAGGGUGAAGACUACAUGGCCAGUAUCCUACUAAAGUCGAGCUAUCGAUUCCGUGACCUUGGUAUUCUCUUCGCUUUCGUUGGCUUCAACUUCAUCUUGUACUUUGUUCUUUACUACUUAUUCCGAGUCCAUAAGUGGAAGAAAAACAAGGCCAUAAAGGGAGAGAAAGACGUAAAAGGUCUGACGCAUGAUCCUUUCGAUGAAAACAAUCGAUUUGAUCUUGCCCGACUCUUGCACGAGACAUAUGCCGAAUCCGACCAACGUGGCAACCAGCGCCGGACCAUGGGUAUUGCGUUCCGCGACUUGCGUGUUACUGGCUAUGGUACUGGUGCACAGCUGAACGAGACGUUUGGUUCCGUUCUUCUUCUUCCAUACCGUAUGCUGGCGGGUAUUCGAGGCAUGUUUAACCGUCCGAUUAAAACCAUUUUGCAAGAUGUUGAAGGUUGUGUGAAGCCAGGAGAGAUGCUUCUGGUUCUUGGUCGUCCCGGCAGUGGGUGUACAUCCCUAUUGAAGGCGCUUGCUUCAUAUCGCGAUGGUUUCCGCAGUAUUGACGGUACUGUGCUCUACGAGGGUCUUGACCAUCGGAGUAUUGAUGGUCCUCUGCGUGGCGACGUUGUCUACUCGCCUGAAGAUGAUGUACAUUUCCCUACUCUGACCGUGGGUCAGACUUUGCGUUUCGCCAGUGCUACCCGAGCCCCGAAUGCCAAGUACCGUGUCACCCUGGGUGAAAAUGGUGACCGUGCCGAGUACAUCGAUCUUACCCGUGAAGUGCUGGCUACCAUUCUGGGUCUGCGUCACACGUACAACACAAAAGUCGGGAACGAUAUGAUUCGCGGUGUAUCAGGUGGUGAGCGUAAGCGUGUGAGUAUUGCUGAAACUAUGGCGGCUCGUGCGAAAAUUGCCAUGUACGAUAACUCGUCUCGUGGUCUUGACUCGUCGACGGCGCUGGAGUUUGUUACGGCUUUGCGUAUCCAGACCAACAUUGCCGAAUGUACUACCAUCGCCAGCAUCUACCAGGCUGGUGAGGGUAUUACACAGCUCUUUGACAAGAUUGCCUUGCUAAACCAGGGCCGUCUUGUGUACUUCGGUCCUGUGAGCAUUGCGGUGGACUACUUCAAGUCCAUUGGCUUUGAGCCCCUGGACCGUCAGACCACAGCAGACUUCUUGGUGGCUUGUACUGAUCUGGCUGGCCAAAACAUCAACAAGAGCUUUAAAGGUGUGGUGCCUCGCAGCCCCGAUGCGCAAGCGGAAGCGUUCCGCAACUCUUGGGUCGGUGCAGCGAAUCGCUCGGAAGUGGAGAAUUACAUUGCUGUGAUGAUGUCCCGGCAAACGAAGCAGAACGCCGACAGUUAUGUGAACUUGGCUCGUGAUGAGCGUGCGAAGUUUGCGUCGCGUCGCAGUCGUUAUCUUCUUUCGUGGCCCAUGCAAGUGCGUCUUGCUCUGAAGCGUCGUACGCAGGUGGCGAUCGGUGAUAUGGGUACCCACAUCACCGUCGUAUUGGCAGCUCUGUUCCAGGCUUUGAUUAUCGGGUCCGUGUUCUACCAAAUGCCGCCAAAUACAGAUGGUUUCUUCUCGCGUGGUGGUGUAUUGUUCUUCUCGCUUUUGUACAACUCUUUCACCGGUAUGUCCGAGAUCGCUCUUUGCUACGAGCAACGCCCCAUUGUGAUUCGGCAAAAACGAUUUGCGAUGCUUCAUCCUUCAGCAGAUGCGUUCGGCAAUACAUUGCUUGACUUCCCGAUUCGAAUGAUGUCCAUUAUUGUCUUCGAUAUUAUCGUCUACUGGAUGACGGGAUUGAGUGCGGAUGCAGGCAAGUUCUUUAUUUACUUUGCCUUGACGACCCUAGUCACAUUCUGUAUGACGGCAUUCUUCCGCAUGGUGGCAGCAGCUACCAAAUCGGAGCCUUUAGCUACGACCUUUGGUGGGUUGGCCGUACUGGAUGUGGCUUUGUACACGGGUUAUAUGAUUCCACGUGGGUCCAUGGUGGUUUGGUGGAAGUGGCUUUCGUACUGCAAUCCUGUGGCCUUUGGUUUCGAGGUUUUGCUUGCUAAUGAAUACCGAGGUCGGCAGUUCCUUUGCACGAUCAUGGUGCCACCUGAUCGACCUAGCGCCAAUCAAGUAUGUCCUGUGGCUGGUGCGGAAGCAGGCAAUCUGUAUGUUGACGGCCCUCGCUAUUUGUUGGAAACUUAUGGCUUUACGUGGGACAAUGCACUACGAAACUCUAUGAUUAUCUUUGCUUUCUGGAUCUUCUUCAUCUUCAUGUUCCUCUUGGUCUCCAACUUCCAGGUGGACCCUGCUGCGAUGGGCGGUGCUAUGAUCUUUGAUCGCUCGAAGGUCUCUGAACAAGUUCUGGCUACCAUCCAUACGAAUGAGCAGGAGAAGGCCUUGGACGAAGGCGAGCCAUUGCGGCUGGAUGCGGACUCGACGCCCGUGGCGAAGCAUCCCGGUCAAUUACAGGUGUCCGAGUCCGUCUUCAGCUGGGAUAACAUAACGUAUGACGUUCUCAUCAAGGGUAAGCCACGUCGACUGCUCAACAAGGUGUCAGGUUAUGUGGCACCUGGCAAGAUGACAGCACUGAUGGGUGAGAGUGGUGCCGGUAAGACGACUCUCCUGAACGUAUUGGCGCAGCGUACAGACGUCGGUGUGGUGGGCGGUGACUUUUUUGUGAACGGCAAGUCUUUGCCACGUUCUUUCCAGGCGGACACGGGCUACUGCCAGCAGCAGGAUGUGCAUUUGGCGCAACACACCGUGCGUGAGGCGCUUCAAUUCUCGGCUAUGCUUCGUCAGCCGCGUGAGACGCCCAAGGAAGAACGCCUAGCCUACGUGGAGACCGUGCUGGACUUGCUGGAGAUGAACUCGUUUGCGGAUGCCAUCGUUGGUGAGGUCGGUGAAGGUCUGAACGUCGAGCAGCGCAAGCGUUUGACGAUCGGUGUGGAGCUGGCGGCCAAGCCCAGUUUGCUCUUGUUCUUGGAUGAGCCCACCUCGGGUUUGGAUGCACAGGCGGCGUGGUCGAUCGUCCGUUUCCUCAAGAAGCUGGCCAAAGAAGGUCAGGCAAUUCUGUGUACGAUUCACCAACCGAGUGGUGAAUUGUUUAACCAGUUUGACCGUUUGCUUUUGCUGCAAAAGGGUGGCAAGACAGUGUACUUUGGCGAUAUUGGUGAGAACUCACGUACCCUUCUCUCGUACUUCGAGCAACGCAGUGGCAUCAAGUGUGAUGCAGAUGCGAAUCCCGCUGAGUACAUUCUGGAUGUGAUUGGUGCUGGUGCGACGGCUACGACUGACAAGGACUGGCAUCAACUGUUCCUUGACAGUGAGAAGUACUCGGUCUUGCGUCGUGACUUGCAGCACAUUUACGAGACGAAGCGCCAGAUGAAGCAGGACACUUCGGCGCGUUCUACACGAGAAUACGCGCAGCCAUUCCCAGUGCAGUUGUAUGAAGUGACGAAGCGUGCCUUUGUCUCGUACUGGCGUAAUCCCUUGUACAUUUACACGAAGAUGAUGCUCAAUGUGGUGUCUGGUUUGGUGGUCGGUUCUAGUUUCUGGGCCCAGGGACGUGAAGAGAGCUACAUUGCUUUGCAGAAUCGAUUGUUUGCAUGUUUUUUGGCCUUGGUGGCGUCGACGUCUCUUUCGCAGCACCUUCAACCUGAGUUUAUCCGCUUCCGUGGCUUGUUUGAAAUACGUGAGAAACCGUCGAAAAUGUAUACCUGGCCUGUGAUGGUCCUUAGUGCCCUCCUUGUGGAGAUCCCAUGGAACUUUCUGGGUGGUACCAUUUACUGGCUUCCAUGGUAUUACUUUAUUCAGUUCCCUAAGGCAUCGAAUCGCGCAGCAUACAGUUGGGGUCUCUAUAUGCUUUUCCAGAUGUAUUAUUGCACCUUCGCUCAGGCCAUGGCGGCUAUCAGCCCCAACGCUAUGAUUUCUUCGAUUCUCUUCUCUACAUUCUUUUCUUUCGUGGUCGUGUUCUGUGGUGUGGUGCAACCUCCUUCUCAGUUGCCGUACUUCUGGAGCUCAUGGAUGUUCCGUUUGAGUCCCUUCACAUGGAUUAUGGAGGGCAUUCUUGGUAAUGCUGUGGGUGAUGCGAAAGUCGAUUGCCAGCCGAAUGAGUUGCAGACAAUUAUUCCCCCGAAUGUAAGCUGCGAGCGAUGGAUGGAACCGUGGACGGCAAAGCGCGAUGCUGUGAACCCACCGCCUCGGACGGGCUACUACGUCUCGAAUCCUGAUGGUACAUGUGGUUUCUGCCGUUACCGCUACGGUGAGGACUACUUGAAUUCCGUCGAGAUGACGGCAAAGGGUAUGUACCGUGACCUGGGUAUCAUUUGCGCCUACAUCGUAUUCAACACGUUAUUGCUGUUCGGUCUGUUCUGGCUCUUCCGCAUCUACAAAUUCGGCAAGAACAAGAAGGAUAAGAAAAUGAACAUGAAUCCCCCGGAGGGUCCCUUCAGCGUGCCGCCACCAACAAUGCAAAUGGAGACACCAGCUAUGGCGAUGGAAGUGCCACAUGCCGUCGGCGCGGAUAUGACCAAUGCCCUGGAUCACUUUGCGCAUAGGUCCGACACGCCCUACAACCAGUCUGAUAUGUCACACUCCACAUCGCAGUUGAUCCCCAAGAACAAGUCAAAUUACGAUGUGGACUCUGUCCAUGGCUCGCCUUUCAUACCUUCUCACCCACUGGAGCCAGUCAAUUUUACUACGUCAGAGGAUUCGGUGUCGUUGAAUGACAUGGUUCGUCAAGAUGCGCGUUCUCGUUCCAAGCGCCUACCGUCCGCACCCGGUGCUGGGCGGGUACGGCCCACCGUGGAAACAUCCUGGGACGAUGCCGCGAAUCAUAUUUACGACCCAGCGCUGUCGCCAGCGUACUACCAGCGUAGUCCACGAACUCCACGCUCCCCACGCUCACGAAAGACUCUCUCGGGCUUGUCGUAUUAUUAUCAGGCCGAGGGUGAUGAAGAGGAGUAUGGCCAUGCACGCUAA
Malassezia pachydermatis is the source of this 9363-nucleotide messenger RNA. Its product is annotated as pleiotropic drug resistance abc transporter. Gene Ontology annotation, biological process: transmembrane transport. Gene Ontology annotation, molecular function: ATP binding; ABC-type transporter activity; ATP hydrolysis activity. The transcript has 2 exons. The coding region runs from base 1 to 9363 and encodes 3120 amino acids. Lineage: Eukaryota; Fungi; Basidiomycota; Malasseziomycetes; Malasseziales; Malasseziaceae. The record is from RefSeq and is a predicted model, not a curated record. Gene Ontology annotation, cellular component: membrane.